Messenger RNA from Aspergillus alliaceus, 1578 nucleotides. RefSeq names its product putative nuclear membrane fusion protein Kar5. Gene Ontology annotation, biological process: karyogamy involved in conjugation with cellular fusion; nuclear membrane fusion involved in karyogamy. The transcript is spliced from 5 exons. Lineage: Eukaryota; Fungi; Ascomycota; Eurotiomycetes; Eurotiales; Aspergillaceae. The record is from RefSeq and is a predicted model, not a curated record. Gene Ontology annotation, cellular component: endoplasmic reticulum membrane. Bases 1 to 1578 code for a protein of 525 amino acids.
AUGGCUCUUAUUACGCACAUCCUGCUUCCAUUUUUGCUACUGUUCUCAGUCCUUUGUGACGCUGAAGGCCCGACAAGCGUACGCAAGAACGAUUCCUUCGAGGAAGCUGACCUAGUCUCUUUUUUAAACUCGAAACCUUCGCAACACGAUGCGGUGUUCACAGAGGCAGUUCAGUUGCUAGAGUCAAUGAGGUCGGCCCCUUCCUGCAACCGACUCGCAGCCUCAAGGCUAGUCACAUCUUGUCAGUCGAUUGGGGAAAAGACAUCCAAUAUAGAUACGGAAACUUAUUUGCUAUUGGAACAUACUCGAUCUUUGUAUGCGGCAAGACUUGCCAUCUGCGAACUCAACGGCGCCGGGACAUCUAUCCCUCCUGCUUGUCUUCCAGUAACCAUUCCACCACCACAGAAGAAAGGCAUAUUUGGUUUCUCUGCGAAGAGUAAGGUUCCAGUCAAUGUCAUGGACUCAAUCCCGAACCAGUUGCUGGAAUCCUGCCUUAAGUCGCUUGAAUCACGACCGCAGUGGUGGACAUCUUAUAGCAACAGUAGGCAAAACGCUUUCUUAAUAUGUCAGGCCACAAGAAUCGAGAACGAAAAGCAAGAGCUUCUGAAUCUCUACAGGUCAGUAGUCAAGAGCUCUAACAAACUCAAUCAAGGCCUUCAAGAAGCCUUGCAGACGGCUGCCGCGGAAUCUUCUCAGCACAGAGCUUUCGUACGAGAGAUAGAUAUUUUGAAUGCCAGGCUUAUUCACGACAUAGAAAAAACACAGUCGCAAUUCAAGUCAGUAUUCGAGAAAGUGUUUUAUAACAUUGAAACCGGAGCCGUUUCAAUUGUCAACACUGUUGCCUCAAUGCUCGGGAGUGUCCAGGACCAAGCGACAGCUCUAGAUAAGAAUAUCCAAAAUGUGUCCGCUGAGGUUACUAAGCUGCAAUACACUUUCCGAGAUCUUCUAGACGAGGUGCUGUCCCGAAACGAGCAAAUUACACUAGCACAUCAGCAAAAUGCUAUGUCACAUAACGAACUCGCCUUGUCGCUUCGGUCGAAAUUGGAGUCUCUCGUACAAGAAGACAUGGCUAGGUUGUUUCAUAAUGUCGAAGCUUUUGAUGCUUCUUUGGCAGGUGGGCCUGUUUCAACAAGACGGCCAAUGCUGACUGUACUGUACAGGAAUGGCUCUCUGGGAGGUUCGGGCUCCUAUCGGAGCAAGAACUUACGCCUGCGAACCUUCGAGACAUCAUUGAAAGAAUUCCAGUUGAAAGCGGAAGAUUUACACAAAGCGCAACUGCAACAGUCCGAGAAUCUCGAUAUCCAGUCAAGGUUACAGGAGAAGUUGCAAACAAGUAUACGGAUCUCACAAGCUCUAAUUGACAAAGCAGCCACAACUACGGCUAAUUUACAGGUGAUGAUCGAAGAAACAACAGCUCUAUAUAAAGACUCCCCUACGCUAGGAACUCUUUUCAGCACAUACUCUUCGUGGACAGUUUUCGGUCUUCUUUUGAGUCUCAUAGCAUCUCACCACAUAAAGUUUGCCCUAGUAAUGCUUGUUAUUGGUGUCACCCACCUCAUGAUGAAAAGGAUACUAUAA